Lasiosphaeria miniovina is the source of this 708-nucleotide messenger RNA. Its product is annotated as Manganese/iron superoxide dismutase. The transcript has 3 exons. Gene Ontology annotation, cellular component: mitochondrion. NCBI's taxonomy places the organism in Eukaryota, Fungi, Ascomycota, Sordariomycetes, Sordariales, Lasiosphaeriaceae. Gene Ontology annotation, biological process: superoxide metabolic process. Gene Ontology annotation, molecular function: metal ion binding; superoxide dismutase activity. The record is from RefSeq and is a predicted model, not a curated record. The coding region runs from base 1 to 708 and encodes 235 amino acids.
AUGUCUUCAACUCUACUUCGCACCGCGCCCGUCCUUCGGGGAGCUCUUCGAGCUGCAGGCGCGGGAGCCAUUAAACCCGCCGCGGCCCUGGCCAGCACGAGCUUUGUGCGUGGGAAGGCGACGCUCCCAGACCUGUCGUACGACUACGGCGCCCUCGAGCCCUUCAUCUCGGGCAAGAUCAUGGAGCUGCACCACAAGAAGCACCACCAGACCUACGUGGCCGGGCUCAACUCUGCCCUCGACACCAUCGCCGAGGCCGAGAGCAAGGGCGACCACACCAAGGCCGCCACCGUGGCGCCUCUGCUCAACUUCCACGGCGGCGGCCACGUCAACCACUCGCUCUUCUGGGAGAACCUGGCUCCCGCCAGCCGAGACGGCGGCGGCGAGCCGUCUGGAAGUCUCAAGACGGCGAUCGACGAAGACUUUGGCUCGUUCGACACGUUCCGCAAGCAGAUGAACACGGCGCUGGCGGGCAUCCAGGGCAGCGGGUGGGCGUGGCUGGUCAAGGACAAGCAGAGCGGCACGCUGGGCCUGGUGACGCGCGCCAACCAGGACCCCGUCACCGGGCCCUACACGCCCCUGCUCGGCAUCGACGCCUGGGAGCACGCCUACUACCUCCAGUACGAGAACCGCAAGGCCGAGUACUUUGAGGCCAUCUGGAACGUCGUCAACUGGAACACGGUCGCCGCCCGCUUUGAGAAGAACUAG